Molecule: messenger RNA, 2530 nt
Organism: Sphaeramia orbicularis (orbiculate cardinalfish)
Lineage: Eukaryota; Metazoa; Chordata; Actinopteri; Kurtiformes; Apogonidae
Product: CTD nuclear envelope phosphatase 1A
Exons: 8
Coding region: 622-1359 (245 amino acids)
Molecular function (GO): phosphatase activity
Source: RefSeq, a predicted model, not a curated record
CCAUAAGGCUCCUCGCGGAAGUGACGGCAAGGCGACGAUGGCGGCUUGCAGUUUCAUUCCGGAUUUCCACUGGACUACAAACUGAUUUUAUCCGGACCGGCUAGACUUUGUGGAAGUUUGGUAAACUGUCUCUCUUCGAGCGCCGCAAAGGUCGAAGUCACGUUGAACCAGAGCUUGACAGCGAGCGGCCCCAGAGGUUUUUUGGGGUAUUUUUGUCCAAGGUUCAAGGUGGUCACCCUGUCGAGCUAGCGGUAGCUCGGCGGCUACAAGCUAACGUUAGUUGUACACAGCUAGCUUGAGAGCUAGCUUGUCAACGAGCUGCGUGCUAAGGUCCAUACAGCAGCAGGCGUCGUGCAGCCGCUUUUCUUUUCACCACGUCCACGUUUGUGUUUUCCAGUUACAAUGCGAAUUCGGUCUGUUUAAUGCUAAUUGUGCCACAAGUGUGCAGAGCGAGGGACUCACACGUUUGCUUGGCCUCUUGUUCAUUUGAGUUGCUACUUUGGCGGCUGUGGCUAAGUCGGUUUUUGCCUCCACUAAUUAUCCACACAACUUCGGCCAAAAGCGGCCAAGCAGCUGAGAAUCAAAGUUUAGCAGCUGUGGGGUCUUUGCGUGCUUUUCAACAUGCUGAAGACCCGGCAGUGUUUACUUGGCAUCCGCACUUUUCUCGGCGUAACGUCCAGAAUAUGGGGCUUCAUCAUGUACAUCCUCAGGAAGCAUCUCAGAACGAUAAUCCAGUAUCAGACGGUGCGAUACGACACUUUGCCCCUGUCACCUAUCUCCAGAAACAGACUCAAUGCAGUAAAGAGGAAGAUUCUGGUUCUGGACUUGGACGAGACGCUCAUCCACUCACACCAUGACGGGGUCCUUAGACCCACGGUGAGACCUGGUACGCCGCCAGACUUCAUCCUCAAAGUCGUCAUCGAUAAGCAUCCAGUCAGAUUCUUCGUACAUAAAAGGCCGCAUGUGGACUUCUUUUUAGAAGUGGUGAGCCAGUGGUAUGAGCUAGUGGUUUUCACAGCCAGUAUGGAGAUCUACGGCUCAGCGGUGGCCGACAAGUUGGACAAUAACAGAAACAUCCUGAAACGCAGAUACUACAGACAGCAUUGUACAUUGGAUCUAGGUAGUUAUAUUAAAGACCUGUCUGUAGUACAUGAUGACCUGUCCAGUAUUGUGAUCCUGGACAACUCGCCUGGUGCUUAUCGGAGCCAUCCAGACAAUGCAAUACCCAUCAAGUCCUGGUUCAGCGACCCUAGUGACACAGCACUUCUUAACUUGCUGCCUAUGCUGGAUGCACUAAGGUUCACUGCUGACGUCCGCUCCGUCCUCAGUCGAAACCUCCACCAGCACCGGCUCUGGUGAUUGGCGGAACCCGAGGGGCCCGGGGGCUUGUUGAGCGGCCCCCUCCUCUCCGCCAGAUUCCAUCCCGCCCUCCGUUUCCCACUCCAGACGACCCGCCAGCCCUCCACCAGCCUCCCGGUUGGAUCCUAGGAGAUGAGGGCUGGGGCGACCGCCCAACACGGGAUGAACAGUUUGGGAUGGAUCACCAGAGCCCACAAACUACUGGGGAGGGAGGGGGAGCAGGCUUGUUUUUUUUUGUUUUUUUCUCCUCCUUCUUGAUUCUUUGUAUUUUUUUUUUUCCAAAAUAAAGCGGAGCCUCUCUGCCUUACAGCUCCUGAUACUGACUGAGCGUAUGGAGGUGAGCUUGUGUACGUGAGUCGGAUGCUUGCUGAGUUCGUUAGUCCUUUUUAAACUUUUUUGAUGAUUGGGAGGGAGGGGGGGGAUCCGGAAAGCAACAGAGACAAAUCUACAUUAUUUCUUCUUCUCCAUCACCAGACAUUGCACUUCAACACACAACUCAUCGAUUUACCUCAUACCCCAAAUAAUAAUUUUUUGAUUCUGAGUGAGUUCCUGGUACUUUUCCCUUUCUUUCUCGACAACAAUGGAUCAGUUUUGCUUGAAACUUUUACCGACAGCCCAUUAGUCUUUUUUUCUCUCUUUUUUCAGCCAUAAUAGUGAUCUUUCCCCUCCCGAGGCUCCUCAAUGGACUCAGUGAUAAAGACUUGACUGAAAAGUUGUGAGAAAAAAAGAAUGGCUUGUAACGAUAUGUGGACUGCCGUGCCGCCUUCCAUAUCUGAUUGUUUCUCUAUACCAUAAUAUAAGAUAAUAUGUCAUCUGCAUACCAUGGCAUUUUGCUCUCCCCUUUUGCCAUUUUAUGCCAUCCUGAUUUCAUCCAAUAGGAAUUGCACUUAAUUUCUUCCUUUUUUGCCCUUCUGUUUUCGUUGCAGUUGGUUUUUUGUAUUAUCAAAUUUGCAGCCACCACCCCCCCCCCCCUUUUCUCCCCCCUUGUUUUUUACUUUCUGCCCCCCCCUCCCCCCCUUUACUUUCCUGUCUGGGUUCGACUAUUAGACCCCUCCAUCUUUAAAUGCCUUCUGAACAAUGUCAGUCUUGUCAAGGCUCACAGCAGCUUCUUAUUGGCUCUGUCUCCAGGUCCGUGUUACUAAUAAAACACUUGUCAGUAUCGACCAGUUAC